Molecule: messenger RNA, 1994 nt
Organism: Musca vetustissima
Lineage: Eukaryota; Metazoa; Arthropoda; Insecta; Diptera; Muscidae
Product: maternal protein pumilio-like
Exons: 7
Coding region: 84-1994 (636 amino acids)
Biological process (GO): regulation of transcription by RNA polymerase II
Cellular component (GO): nucleus
Molecular function (GO): transcription cis-regulatory region binding
Source: RefSeq, a predicted model, not a curated record
AGCAGCAACAACAACAUCAGUAUCUGCAGCACCAACACCAGCAGCAGCAACAACAACAGCAGCACCAACAACAACUCACACACAUGAAGUUAUUGGGCGGUAAUGAUGAUAGAAGCAUGCGCGGCAUCGAUCAAUCCAUACCGCGUAACAACGAGGAUGCUGCCGCUGCGGCAGCUAUAAGCUAUGUUUUUCCCCGCCCCUCUCCGGGUGGUAUGGCUCCCGGUAUGGGCUCUGCAGCGGGUAAUGUCCAUGAUGCUGCUGCCGCGGAAUAUGCGGCACAAUUUGCCCAGAAACAGGCUCGCUGGGCCUGUGGCGAUGAACACACCAUUGAUAACCCCGACAAAUGGAAAUACAAUCCACCCAUGAAUCCGGCAAAUGCCGCCCCUGGUGCUCCACCUGGCGGAGGCCCGGGAGCCAUUGGUCCCAUUGGUAUGGGCGGUGGUAUUGGUAGUAUGGGCACAAAUGGCGGUCUCCACCCAUCCAUGGGUGGCCCUAAUCAAAUGGGUAACUCUGCAGCAGCUGCCGCAGCAGCCGGGAUGGCUGCCAUGCAACAAGCGGCCGCUGUUGCCAAACAUAAUCAAAUGAUGUCUCAAGUCGCCGCUGCGGCUGCCCAACAUCAUCAACAGCAGCAACAACAACAGCAGCAGCAACAACAACAACAGCAGCAACAGCAACCUCCACAUCCAGCUCAUCAACAGCCACCGCAUCCCCAGCAUCAGCAGCAUGGUCCACCGCAUCCCUCACAAAUGCAAUCGCAUCAAUUCAAUUCGAAUCUUUUGAAUCAUGCCAUGAAUAAUCCGGCAGCUGCGGCUGCAGCCGCUGCCGCCAUAGCAGCCGGUAUGCCACAUAUGCCAUUGCCACCGAAUAUGCAGGCGGCAGCAACUGGAAAUAUGUACGAUCAUCCGGGUGUGCACCCGGGUGUGGGUAUGAAUGGUGUCGGGGUGCCGAAACCACCGCCACCCGGUCAACCGGGUCCCGGGGAAUUGGUCUAUUUGGGUGGACAACCACAUGCCGCCGCCGCUGCAGCGGCCAUGGGUAUGAUGCCACAAAAUCAAUAUAUGAAUAAUCAAGCUGCCGCAGCGGCUGCCGCUUCAAGGAAUGCAGCAGCGAUCACAACAUCCACUGCCAAAAAACUAUGGGAGAAAUCGGAUGGCAAGGGCGCCUCAUCGGCUGGUGUUACCGGUGGCCCCCUAAAUCCCUUGCACAUUGGUGAUCCACAUGUUUGGAAAGAUUCGCCAUGGUCAACACAGACUGAAACCAUAUUGCCGAGGCCACGUACAUUUCCACAAGCGCCCGAUACGACAGCGAGUGGAAAUGCUGGCAUAUUAAGUCCUCGUGAUUCAACAAGUGGUUUGGGUGUUAAAAUGGUCGAAUAUGUUUUGGGUGGAUCACCAACGAACAAAGAGAGUCCUUUGUCCGGUUUGGAACCACGCUUAAGAGGACUGAAGUUCGAUGAUAAUGAUAAGUCUCACGACGAUAAAGAGAAGGCUAAUUCUCCUUUUGACACAAAUGGUCUGAAGAAGGAUGACCAAGUGACCACAACGAAUGGUGUUGUCAAUGGCAUUGACGAUGACAAAGGAUUCAAUCGUACACCCGGCUCCCGCCAACCAUCACCAGCCGAAGAGACCCUACCACGUCCACCAACACUACUCGAUCCCUCACAACACCCGGCAUUUCCACCACAUGCAUUCAAUCAUAUGUUGGGCGCCGCCGGUAUGGAUCAUCCCGGUAAUUCGUCCGCCAAUACGGGUGCCGGUGGUCCCGGUGGUCAGGGUCAACAGAUGAACUCAUCAUUUCCACAUCAUCAAAUGCCGCAAAUGAAUCAGCUACAGCCACCGGUUAUGAACGGUGUGGGUGGUAUGCAAAUGGCUCAGAGUCCCAUGAUGAAUCACCAAGGUCAACAGGGUCCCAAUCAAAUGGAAUCACCAGGAAAUCUAUUGCAGCAACAGCCUCCUAAUUUUGAUGUACAGGUGAGUCGGGAGAAUUAUAAUUAG